Molecule: messenger RNA, 1206 nt
Organism: Fusarium odoratissimum NRRL 54006
Lineage: Eukaryota; Fungi; Ascomycota; Sordariomycetes; Hypocreales; Nectriaceae
Exons: 4
Coding region: 1-1206 (401 amino acids)
Molecular function (GO): 2 iron, 2 sulfur cluster binding; iron ion binding
Source: RefSeq, a predicted model, not a curated record
AUGUUCCAAUUUCUUUCUCAAAGCAAGGCUGCUCCAGCCACCACUGACGUACCUCGUGCCCUGCCAGCAUCUUGGUACCGAGAACCUGCUAUGUACGAGUUAGAAAGGCGAGCCGUGUUCUCCAAGCGGUGGCUCCUAGUCACUCAUAAGAGCCGAUUCAACAAGACGGGAGAUUAUGUCAGAUAUCAGGAAGCCGGCUUCUCUUUCUUCCUCUGUCGAGAUAGGGAAGGUAACCUGAAUGGUUUCCAUAACAUCUGUCGUCAUCGUGCAUAUCCUGUUAUCACUAAAGACGAAGGCAAUGCUAAAAUUCUUGCUUGUCAAUAUCAUGGCUGGUCAUACGGUCUCAGUGGUAAACUCGCAAAAGCUCCUCGGUUUGAGAAUAUGGAUACUUUCGACAUGGAUAGCAGUGGUUUGUUCAAGGUUCACGUCUAUGUUGACCAUAGAGGCUUUGUAUGGAUCAACUUUGACGGCAAUGAAACGCCAGUGCCAUGGGAUGCCGAUUUCAAGGGUGCCGACAAGCAACCCAGACUUGAUAGCUUCGAUAUGGAUGAUUACUCCUUCGACCAUGCCUGGGACAUGAAUGGGAACUAUAACUGGAAGACUUUAGUCGACAAUUACAACGAGUGCUAUCACUGCUCGGUGGCUCAUCCUGGAAUCGCUGCUACUUCUGAUCUCAAGACGUACAAAGUCGAGACCAAGGGAGGGCAAAUCCAACAUUACGUGCAAGACAAACCAGGAAAAGAAUCUGGCCUCGAUGUCGCACCGACCUUUUUCUUCCCCAAUGCAUCAGUUACCAUGACAACCAAAUACUUCUAUCUCAUGCGUGUUGUCCCAACAUCAGCAACCACAACAUCAAUGCAAUACGAAGUCUAUCGCCACAAAGACGCAACAGAUGAAGAGUUCCAAGAAAUUGACCAGUUCUUCAAGCAAGUUGAAUCUGAAGACAAAGACCUUUGCAAUGCGGCCCAGAAGAACCUUAACGCAGGGGUCUAUGUCACAGGAGACCUGAAUUCGUUUAACGAAAAGGGCGUGUUAUACUUUCAGAGAUUGCUCAAGAAUGCAGUUGUUCAGCAUCGAAAGGAGGAGCAAAAGAAUGGCAAGGAGAUUUGGCCAGCAACGCGUAUUGCAGCAAGAAGUGGAAUCCAGGAAGAGGUUGACUUUUGUCAGGGGCUUUGUCAGUCGACGAACAAAGAAGUUGAAUGGUGA